AUGGAAAGGUCACGGCUACGGAGAUUGAGAGAAAAUAUUAUAGCCGGUUUACGGAAGGCCUCCCGAUAUGGCACUCAUUGGUAUAGUAGACAGCUGCUAGCCACCAAGAUAGCUGCCAUGAUGAUGGUAAUGGUCGUGUCAAUUAUGGCAAUUGUGAUAAUAGCAAACUAUGAAACCUUUAUGGCUAUGCUUGUUACUCUUUCCAAAGAAAUUCGUGAGUCCAAGUAUGGAGAAUUCAUUAUAUUUGGGUUGAUUAUUGUAUGCUCUUUCCCUCCAAUAAUCGGACUUUCAACACUUUGCAGUAUUACAGGCAUGGCUUAUGGGAUGUCUUUUAAAGGCUGGUUUAUUGUUGCCUCGGGGACUGCUGUUGGAUCUACGUUGUCAUUUUUGCUAUUCAAAUAUUUGUUAUCUAAGAGGGCUCAGAAAUUCCUUGAUUCUUCCAAGUUGUUCUUAGCAUUUGCAACAGUAUUGGGCCAAGACAAAGAUAAGUUUCUAAUAUUGUGUCUCCUACAAUUAUGCCCUAGACCUUAUUCAAUAACAAAUGCCGCUUUUGCUGCUAUCCCCCAGCUUGACGCUUUAAGCUUUCUCCUUUCAGGGCUAAUAGCUUCACCAAAGUAUUUGAUAAUGAUUUUUGUUGGUUACAAGAUGGAACAUAUUGGGCAAAAUAAAGAUUUUAAAACUAGAUUGAUUGAUUUCAUAAUUAUUUUUUUGACCAAUACCAUUGCCUUCGCUACCAGUUGGUUGAUCUACAAAAAAACUAGGGAAAAGUUGGCAGCCCUUGGAGGGGACAUCUCUGAUGAAGACGACGAAGAUGGUCUUCCUUUGGUGAGUAGUUUGAACACAAAUGGUGAAUAUGAGGAGUUUGAAGUUUAG
Messenger RNA from Saccharomycopsis crataegensis, 873 nucleotides. Its product is annotated as Tvp38 protein. The record is from RefSeq and is a predicted model, not a curated record. The transcript has a single exon. The coding region runs from base 1 to 873 and encodes 290 amino acids. NCBI's taxonomy places the organism in Eukaryota, Fungi, Ascomycota, Saccharomycetes, Ascoideales, Saccharomycopsidaceae. Gene Ontology annotation, cellular component: Golgi membrane. Gene Ontology annotation, biological process: vesicle-mediated transport; mitotic spindle elongation.